UAGCCUUUACAGCUCAAGUCAGCAUCCGGAUCCAGCUUGUAUCCAGCAUGGCAGGAACCUACCCGGCGGAGCCCAUGUACACGCAGCAGCCCAUGUACACCCAGCAGCCCAUGAGCACGGGCUAUGCCGACCCCUAUGGAGGCGCUCAGGUCGGCUACUCCCCGUACACGGCUUCGCCGUAUGCCAUGCCGGGUGCGAGCUCGGUGCAGGCCAUGCCAGUCACGAGCUACACCACGGGUGCUCCGGGCUCUGCUUUGGACCACUCCCAGGGCAAGUGGUUUGCUCCGGGAGAGGCUCUGCCCCCGGGCUUCAUGGUGACAGCACACCCGGAGGGCCACACCGCGCCCGCCGAGACCCACGCCAUGUCUGACAAGGCCCGUGAGAGCUUCGUCGUCACCGGCUCCUCUGCCAUGAAGACUGGCUCCGCCGCCCCAAAGACCUCUUCCAAGUCCAAGAAGAGCAAGAAGAAGAAGUCCAGCGGCUGCUGCUAAGCGAGGGCAUCGUUUUCCAGACUCUGCCAGAGGUGCCAUUAGCUCCGAGUGACCACAAUGGAUCUGCGCAGAUGCUUUUGCCAAAUGAUCGAAUCCUUUGCCAAUUCAUCCAUUUUGCCGGUGGCGCUGUGAUCUGCGAGAGUGAAGCGCCAA
Molecule: messenger RNA, 644 nt
Organism: Effrenium voratum
Lineage: Eukaryota; Dinophyceae; Suessiales; Symbiodiniaceae
Source: the annotation of a GenBank genome assembly